Lingula anatina is the source of this 850-nucleotide messenger RNA. RefSeq lists its product as uncharacterized. Lineage: Eukaryota; Metazoa; Brachiopoda; Lingulata; Lingulida; Lingulidae. The record is from RefSeq and is a predicted model, not a curated record.
GGCAGUUGAAGAAGUAGGAAGAACGACUGAAGAAUAUCACAGGAUUACCACCUGUUCGCGACAAUGAAGGUUUCGUUUGUGUGCUUGCUUGUGGCAGCGGUAAUAAUGCUGUACGUCCACAGAACUGAAAGUUUGCCUCGCAUCCGCCUGCAUAGCAUCCAUUUGCCUGUCCCUGUUCGUGACCGGGAUGGAAAGAGCCUGAAGCGAGGAACUGGACAGCAAUCUUACUGGCGAAAACUCGAGAACGGUCCCUUCUUCAUCACAGAGUGUGCGGUGUAUGUUGCAACUAAUAACCUGGACGUGCCAAUAUCUCUUAUCACCAGUCUUUGCCAGAGGGCCCAUGGGCUGUACAUAAAGGGUGCAAAACGUAACGAACAAGCCUAUGUCGGCAGUAUAAGGAAGGCUGCGGAAUCUUGGCCUGCUUCAAGACCUGCUCCAUUGAGAGACGAGAAAAGUGGACCAACUGGUUACUGGGAGAAGCUAGCAAACCGAGACGUCUUCAUCAAUCAGUGUGCCGAGGACGUUCGUAAGGCAGACAGCAAGGCGACAGACGAUGCGGUUCGGACCAUCUGCGGCAGAGCAGCCGAACUCUAUCGCACCUAUACUGGUAGAAACCAGGCCGCCUACUUGAGUUGUAUCCAAGAAGCAGUGAGCUCGCUUUCGUCAGGGAGAGGCAAUCAAUCAGAUGUAGACGACACCGAGACGGAAAAUGACGUCACGGAUAAAGAAAUGAAAGAAUUCUUUGAUGCACUCUUAAAUUGAAGAGUAACCACCACCAACUAUUUGGAGUUCUUGGUUGCAAUCGAUUGUUUUUUCGAUUUAGAUUGGCAAUAAAUAAGUUUAUAUCGUG